AUGUCCGCGGCCGGCGCGGAGGAGCCUCUGCCAUGCGUGCUGCUGCGCAACUGCACCAUCGUGCAGGCGGGCGGCGCGGGGGUCGUUGCUGACGUGGACGUGCGCGCGGCGCAGCACGUGCUGGUUCAGGGCAAGCGAAUCGCGUUCGUCGGAGAUGCGCUGCCGUCCGACCUGCUCACGUCGCUGACGGCUUCGCGACCCCCUGUGGAGUUCGACCUGGCGGGGCGUUAUCUCCUCCCCGGCCUGUGCGAUGCGCACGUGCACGUCACAGCGGCGGCGAGCGCAGAUCUGCACGCGCUGGCGGCGCUGCCCGUGUCGCUGGUGGCGUGCCGUGCUGUCAGGGGGCUGCAGGCGAUGCUCAUGAGAGGCUUCACCACCGUGCGCGAUGCUGGGGGGUGCGACCAGGGGCUGGCUCAGGCAGUGGAGGAGGGCACAGUGACUGGUCCACGUAUCCUCAUAUCAGGCCACGCCCUCUCCCAGACGGGCGGUCACGGGGACAUGCGCAAGCCCUCCCACGACACCCUCCCCGUCGCCGCCCCCUCCUCCUUCUCCCUCUGCGCUUGUUCCUCCGCUGCUUCUGCCCUCGGCGGCCUGGGCAUCGGCCGCGUCUGCGACGGCGAGGCUGAGGUUCGGCGGGCGGUUCGGGAGGAGCUUCGGCGGGGAGCGCGGCAGAUCAAGUUGAUGGCGUCGGGCGGCGUAUCCUCACCAUCAGAUCGCGUGGAGAGCGUGCAGUUCUCGGAAGGGGAGAUGCGGGCGGCGGUGGAGGAGGCAGAGGCGCAGGGCAUGUAUGUGAUGGCGCAUGCUUACACUGCUCGUGCGAUUAAGCGGGCAGUGGCUUGUGGCGUUCGGAGCAUCGAGCAUGGCAACAUGCUGGACGAGGAAGCAGCCGACCUCAUGCUGCAGAGAGGAAGCUUCCUGGUGCCCACGCUGGUGACGUACGAGCGGAUCAAACAGGCUGGGCAACAGAGCGGCAUGGAUGGCAGCAUCGUUGCCAAGGUGCAAGACCUGCUAGAGAGGGGGCUUGAAGCCGUGGCGAUGGCCGAAAGGAAGGGCGUGCCCAUAGUCUUUGGCUCGGACCUCCUGGGCCCCAUGCAGUCCCACCAGCUGCAGGAGUUAGCCAUCCGCAGCAAGGUGCAAUCACCAGCGUCGAUUCUUCGGUGA
Molecule: messenger RNA, 1161 nt
Organism: Closterium sp. NIES-65
Lineage: Eukaryota; Viridiplantae; Streptophyta; Zygnematophyceae; Desmidiales; Closteriaceae
Source: the annotation of a GenBank genome assembly